AAUUAAUUAACGGAAAAUGCUGCAGAGCCUUUCAGGAAAGAGCGGCAAUGGAGGGAGCUGUGGCCUCUGCUGCCACUAUCCAUCGCUCUCCGGCCCUUCACUCGCUCUUCUCCGGCGCAUCUCUCUCACCUCCGCCGAGAAGACGCCGCUGCUUCAGUCCCGGCGCCACCGUCACUGGCAGCCUGAGCUCCGAGCUCAAGGAGAUCAGGGUCUGCACCAACCGCACUUGCCGCAAACAAGGCUCCCUCCAGACCCUCGAGACUCUCUCCGGCCUCGCCCCGGCGGACGUCACAGUGAAGACAUGCGGCUGCCUCGGCCGCUGCGGCUCGGGCCCCAACCUCGCCCUUCUGCCGGAAGGCGUCAUCGUUAGCCACAUCGGGACCGCUGCUCGCGCCUCUCGGAUCCUCUGCGACACCGAUGACCUGCUGUUAAGGAGCCUAGAGGCCCUCGCGCUGAAGAAGAGAGCCGAUAGUGAGCUCGACCGCCGAAAUUUCUCCGAUGCCGAGGCCUUGCUCACGCAGGCGAUAAAUUCGAAACCAGUUGGUGGUAUCCAUGUUAUGUACAAAGACAGAUCAGUUGCAAGGCUGGGAAUGACCGACUACGACGGUGCUCUUGAAGAUGCUAGAGAAGCUACAAAUUUAGCUCCUAACUACACCGAGGGCUAUAUUUGUGAGGGUGAUGCUUUCCUGGCGAUGGAACAAUUUGACAAAGCAGAGAAGUCAUAUUCCAUUUGUCUAGAGAUAGAUCCUACCAUACGCCGAACUAUAUCGUUCAAGGCUAGAACCGAGAAGCUCCGGGAGAAACUAACUGCUGCAAAUUUGGCAUAAGCAUUUGGACUAGAUGGACAGGCUUGUGCAGGUUAUCCUCAAAGCUCCUACUUAAAUCCGGUUCGUCUUACAUGAAAGGCAAACCCUUGUACUAGAUCAUGGAGAAGUCAGUCAAGGGAGUUUCGGACUUUGCCUUGCUUCAGUGGCUUCGCGAAGAUGAAUAACAUUAUCGAAGUGCUCAAAUAAUUGAGUUGUAUAUAGUUUAUGUACCCGAUCUUAGGUCCAUAUGAUCAGCUUGUGCCACAAAUGGUCAAUCCAUACAAAAUGUAGCAACUGGAUGCUUACUAUAUAGAGAUCAUCCUGCCGAUGAGAUGACGGUAAGUUCACAGAGUG
Punica granatum (pomegranate) is the source of this 1160-nucleotide messenger RNA. NCBI's taxonomy places the organism in Eukaryota, Viridiplantae, Streptophyta, Magnoliopsida, Myrtales, Lythraceae. The record is from RefSeq and is a predicted model, not a curated record.